AUGCUGGUGGUUGGGGAUUUCAACGCUCGAUCCCAUUUAUGGGAGAACACACACCCCACUGUCCGGGGUGAUGUACUUACGACCUGGGCCGCCGCACUAGAUCAGCGGCUGCUAAACAGCUUUGACGUGCCUACAUGUGUGAAACCUCAGGGAAGUUUGGUCAUAGACCUUUCCUGGGUCUUUCCUGCUACUCUUGCAAAUAUCAGGAAGUGGGAGGUUGCAUCGGAGGAGGAAUCAUUGUCUGACCAUAAGUACGUGUUCCUGGACCUGGGGCCCAGGUGUGGAAUUCAGACGGACAGGCGAGCAGCAAAAGGGUUCCCUCAGUGGAACCUGAAAAUUCUGAAUGGGGAUCUCCUGUGUGCUUGCGUGGCCUCAAGAUUAUGGCCCAGGUUUGAGGAGAACUUAACAGCUGAACAACUGGCAGAACGUAUUCAGUCGGUGCUCACGGAGGCCUCAGAUAUAGCAAUGCGCAGGUCCAGUAACCAUCAUAAACGACCUGUUUACUGGUGGAAUUCGGACAUUGCUGAACUCCGCAACGCAUGCGUGAGACUCCGCAGACUGGACACGAGAGGACGUAAGAAACAGCGUGCGGCGGUCCCACCCCUGGAAGCAGAGCUGGCCCGCGCCAGGGGUGCCCUCAGGAGAGCAAUUAGAGAGACAAAGGACAGGGCCUGGCUGGGACUCCUGGCGGAUGUCGAUGGGGAUCCUUGGGGGCGAGCAUAUAGAAUAGUAUUGGGGAAGAUGAGACCCCAAUCUAAACCGGUGUGCGAAACUUUAUUACAAGCAAAAAUGUCUAGGGUUAUGGCGGGACUCUUUCCUUUGGAGCUCGACAAAUUAGACGAAAGACCCCGCCUACCGGUAUUGUGGGAUGAGGACCACGCGGUCUCGGUGAGAGAGGUAGAAUGGGCUGCUUCAAAGUUGAAACAAUCUGGAAAGGCCCCGGGACCUGACGGAAUUUGGGGGGGCGUUAUCAGUUGA
Molecule: messenger RNA, 978 nt
Organism: Wasmannia auropunctata (little fire ant)
Lineage: Eukaryota; Metazoa; Arthropoda; Insecta; Hymenoptera; Formicidae
Exons: 1
Coding region: 1-978 (325 amino acids)
Molecular function (GO): catalytic activity
Source: RefSeq, a predicted model, not a curated record